AGAUCCUGGAAUCAGAAAUAACUGUAGCGGACGAAGAAUACCAAAAGCAGCCAAAAAUAUUCUAUCGUGCAUGUAUGGAUACAGCCAAGCUGGAUGAAAGAGGCAGUGAACCGUUCUUUAAACUGGUGGAAACUAUUGGGAAAUACCCUAGUCUGGAUCCCUCUUGGAACGAGACAGAUUUUAAUUUAGAUAAUCUUCUUGUGAAGCUGUCUAGACUAGCUGUCAUGCCUUUGUUCACCAUGGACAUUGGUAGAGAUAUCAAAGUUGCCACACAGACCAAGAUAUACUUAUCAGAUGCCAGUCUAGGCCUGGGAGCAGCACUGAAAUAUAAAACCGGACGUAACGACACGCGAGUGAGGAGCUACGAGAAGUGGCUGGUGGACACACUGGUGUUGCUGGGUGUCAACCGAUCAGAGGCAGAGCAAGACGUUAAAGAAGUUGUCGACUUUGAGAUCGCCAUUGCAAAGUUGGUGAGAAGCGAUGUGGAAAAGGCUGAUAUAGCUUCAAGAUACAAUCUGAUGACUGUUGCAAUGUUACAGAGUAAAUACCCUUGGCUCAAAUGGCAAGAGUUCUUCCAGGCAGCGGCUACUGAAACAGGCACUAAUGUCUACAUCUCUAUAGAAGAGCAGAUCAUCAACUUUGAACCAAUAUUUCUGGAGAAACUGGGAAUAUUGCUGGCCAAAACUCCAAAAAGGAUUGUGGCCAACUAUUUGAUGUCUCACGUGCUUUCAUUUACAUCAGCACUUGGCUCCAAAUUUGUGGCUCUGUUUGACCAGUUCAGCAAGGAAACGCAAGGUACGGACCCUAAACCAAGAUCUGAGCGAUGCGUUUCUGAAGCAACAUCAGUGUACCCAGAAUCCGUCAGUAGAAUGUAUGUGGACAAAUACUUUUCAGAAGCCGCUAAGACAUAUAUCGAUGAAAUGAUAAAGGAUCUGACAGCCGCAUUUUCCGAUCUUCUGGACGAAAAUAAAUGGAUGACAGAUGAAACUAAAAAAGAAGCACAUGCUAAGCUGAAAGCCAUGAGGUCAAAGGUCGGCUACCCAGAAUACAUCAAGGACAAUGAGAGGCUGAACAGGCUAUAUAUUACGAUUGCAGCCCGGGAGGAUCAGUACAUAGAGUCAGUCAUCGCCUUCAGACGGUACAAAGUCACAGAGAGAAACAGAAGUCUGCGGGAGCCCAUAGACAAGGAUCGGUGGCCAGUGCAUGCAGCAGUGGUCAAUGCCCACUACAAUGUUUUGACCAAUGAAAUAAUUUUUCCUGCUGCAUUUUUGCAAGAGCCAGUCUACAGCCCAGAAUAUCCUAGCUCGAUGAAUUAUGGAGCUAUAGGAAUGAUCAUUGGGCAUGAAAUCACUCACGGAUUUGACACCACCGGUAGUACAUACAAUGCUAUAGGCGAACACAGUAACUGGUGGACGGACAAGGAUAAAGAAAACUUCAAAUCUCUGACUGAAUGUUUUGUGAACCAGUACGGCUGCUAUAAGUGGGAUGGCUAUAAUUUGGAUGGACAGAGAACACUUGGUGAGAACAUUGCUGACAAUGGUGGACUUAAGCAGAGCUUUAGAGCAUACCGAAAUUUGGUCAAGCGUUUGGGAGGUGAAGAGCCUAGAUUACCUGGACUCAAUUUGAACAAUAAUAAAGUCUUCUUCCUAAGUUUUGCUCAGGUGUGGUGUGCUAAGUAUCGUGAAGAGCACAAGAAGGAAGUCAUAGAGUCAGAUGUCCAUACAGCGUCUCCUUACAGAGUAUUUGGAACUCUUCAGAACUCACAAGACUUUGCAGAUACCUUUCAAUGUCCACCAGAAAGUCGUAUGAACCCAACUAGGAAGUGUGUGCUGUGGUGA
Molecule: messenger RNA, 1838 nt
Organism: Candidula unifasciata
Lineage: Eukaryota; Metazoa; Mollusca; Gastropoda; Stylommatophora; Geomitridae
Source: the annotation of a GenBank genome assembly